Messenger RNA from Danio aesculapii, 3767 nucleotides. It is a transcript of the gene dazap2, whose product is annotated as DAZ associated protein 2. Lineage: Eukaryota; Metazoa; Chordata; Actinopteri; Cypriniformes; Danionidae. The record is from RefSeq and is a predicted model, not a curated record. Bases 166 to 678 code for a protein of 170 amino acids. The transcript has 4 exons.
UCCCCAACACAAAUAUACUCAAAGGGUAGCCCGACGAAAACAAGGAAGUAACGAGUAUAAAGACGAGGAACUUUGAGCAAACCUUAUAUUUAUUGUCAUAUAAUCGCAGAAUUCGGUCUGUUUGUAUUCUCGUCCCCUAGAAUAUUUUAUCUGCCGUGAACAACAAUGAACAACAAAGGUUCAUAUCCACAACAAGCUGUUUACCCUCAGCAGAGCACAGCACCCGUUUACCCGCCUGCUAUGCAAGUCCCUGCUCAGGUGUCUCAGUAUCCAGAUGCCCCUCCUCCAUACUCCGAGGUUUAUCAGCCCAGAUAUAUGGCUCCCCCUCCAGCCCCUGGACAGAUGCCCCAGAUGACCUCCGCUUACCCUGGUACUCAGAUGUACAUGCCCAUGCAUGCCCAGACUGUGCCAAUGGGGGCCAUGGCUUCUAGUGUCCCAAUGGCGUAUUAUCCGAUGGGGCCCGUGUACCCCCCUGGCUCCACUGUCAUGGUGGAUGGUGGAUUUGAUGCUGGAGCUCGCUUUGGGCCAGGCACUGGUAGUUCCAUUCCGCCUCCACCUCCCGGACACCUGCCUAACGCGGCUCAGAUGGCGGCCAUGCAGGGUGCAAAUGUCAUGAUGACACAGCGCAAGGGCAACUUUUUCAUGGGUGGCUCCAGCGGUGGUUACACCAUCUGGUAACAGUGAACACCCCUCUGGGCCUGGACCGAAGCCCUCCUUCCUUCCUCCCCACCCCCUGGUUCCCUUUACCUGUUCUCCCACCCCCCCUGCCUCCUUUGGGGCUGCUUGGCUAAGCCACAAUACUGAUUUAAUCUAAUGGAAUGUAAUAUUUUAGAGCCCCUUACUCGAGGUACAAUGCGCCACUGUUGAUAUGAUUGUGUAAUAAUGCAAUUAUAUAAUGUGUAAUGCGUAUUCACAAUUAAAAAAGCGCAUGAUAAUUGUAGGUUUGCUUAUACGUGUCGUUUAAUUAUUGGUUAUAGAGGGAAGACGACUUUUAAGGUGAAAACCAGGUCAUUUUUACCUUUAGCGGAACUGGCAUACCUCUUGCAGCUUCAUUUUUGUUUUACAGUACUACUUUUGUUUGGGUUUUAGAGCCAGAGAUCAUGCCAAGAAAACUGCCCGGUCAGUUUGAUCAUCUGUGUAAUGUAGCUAUGCACUCAAACCUUUCUCUUUGAAUAGUACGCUUAACCAUGCUCAUUCAUAUCAUUAUUGCGAUUUCGCCAGAUAUGUCAAAUGCGAAUUUAAGCCGUCUAAAUCAAAGAGAAAGAUGUGUUUACAAACUGAAACAACAACAACAGUGGUGUAUUGUACCUUUGGGCAAGCUUAUAUAAAUGUUAUCAGGUGCCAAAAUCGCACCAUUAUUUAAAAGCUAAGGAAUUUAAAUAUGAAUGAACCUAAAUGCAGUACAAGAGAGUGCGAACAAGAUCAACAAAACCGGUUCAGAAAAGUUGGAUUUUUUUUUGUGGUUUCUUCAAUAUUUUCCCUCCUUUGUCGGAUACCCAGAGCUGUACAUACAGCAGUUUCACUUAGUUCAGCGUGUGUUCCAGCUCUACGUGCUUCUUCACGGAUUUUGGCUUUUUUUUUUUUUUUGGCUAAAUAAGGUUGUUUACAGAGGUCAGGGCUUAUAAUCAAGAGACUUUUUAUUAUUUUCAGUAUUUUGGCACAUCAAGCAUUACUAUUAUGUUUUUUUUCAUUGUGGGGAAGCUGCUUGUACCAAAGAUCUGGACUAGAAUGCACUAAAAGCUUUUUUUGCUUUUUGUACAUCUUCUGUCAUAUUACAUCUGCACACAGAUUCAUCCUGAAAUAAUUCAACAUAUCAUAUUUAGGCGACGGCUUUGCGAGGGUCCGGGCAGAGCACACCACUGCUGUGACUGCAUAUGGUAGGGUGUGUUUAAAAAAAAAAAAAGAAAAGAUUAAAAAAAAAAAUGUUUCUUGGUUGCAUCUUGAUGUUUCUGCAUGCACUUUUUAGUAGUUUUGUUCUUAAUAAAGAGUUUUCAUUGUUAAGUUUUUUUUUUUUUUAGAAGUACUACACAAUUAAUUUAUGUGCACUGUCAACAGGUUCUGAAAUGUUUCUUUUUGUACAUAUGCUUUUAAAUACAAAUAGGACGUGGGUUCAACUUGCUGCGUUGAUGUUUCUCAAAAGCAGCGCUUGGUAGUAGUACGUGGUAGCAUAAAUGUUUUGCGGAGAAAUUGUGCUGUUGAUUUGUACGUGUUUCACAAGGGAUUAAAGAUUUCUUCUCUCAUUCGUAAUGUGAUUUUGCAAAAAUAACCAACAUUAGAAAGAAACCUCACAGAAUGCACCGAGUUCCACCAGCAGUUGUCUCCACUAAAUUAUGCUCAUUGAAUUUAUUUCAUCUAAAACAGGGGUGCCCAAACUCGGUCCUGGAGGGCCAGUAUCCUGCAUAUUUUAGUUCCAACCCCAAUUAAACACACCCAAACCAGCUAAUCAAGCAUUUUCUAUUUAUACAAAAACUUCCAGGCAGGUGUGUUGAAGGAUGUUAAACUAUGCAGGACACUGGCCCUCCAGGACCAAGUUAGAGCACUCCUGAUCUAGAACAAUGGUCUCAAACUCAAUUCCUGGAGAGCCGCAACUCUGCAUAGUUUAGCUUUAACCAUCUCCAAAGCACACCUGCUUAAUAGUCUCUAGUAGUUUUGAUCCUCUUGAUUAGUUGGAUCUGCAGUGUUUAGGGUUGGAGCAAAACUGUGCAGAGCUGCAAUCCUCCAGGAAUCAACCUAAGAUCUAGAACUGUGUUUCUCAACCAUGUUCCUGGGGGAUCACUAGAUCUGCACAUUUCCAUGCCUCCUUAACCAAACACACCUGAAUCAGAUCAGCAGCACAUUAGCAGAGACUGAAAGACCUGCAAUGGGUGAGACAUCCAAAACAUGCAGUGUUGAUGAUCCUCCAGGAACAUGGUUGAGAAACACUGAUCUAGAAAGCAGCUUUUAUACUACUACGCAUAAGUUAGUAGCGGUUAGUUGUAUUAGACAUGACGGUAAUCUAAAAUGCUGCUUAUUUUGCUCACACAAGCUUAUUUUGCGUACACAUUGUUUUCUGACUGAAUUCAAAAAAUAGGGGAUCAUUUUUAGGCUUUAUCUUAUUUAAGUGCAUCACUGGGUAUCCGACACUGUAGUUCUAAAGGUUUUGCCCAUCUGUAAUGAAAGGAAAACCUUUUUUGGACGAUUUUUACAAACACGCCACGUAUGCAGGCAUUGCCUUAGCAUCAUUCAUAUUUUCUGUUCUUGUAGGUUUUUAGUAUAAAACUUCUGAGCUGAUAAUGCAUUUAUUUCUAGCCUGGCAUUCCUUUUUCUAACUCCAUUUCAUUUUUACUUUGCUUUAACAACAACAUAAGGCAAAAAAAAAAGAUGAAUACGAGGGCAAAGCCUUCAGAACCUAAUAUCCAUUUCAAUAUUAGCGCAGCAUUUUUAUCAUGGCAUGUGCCACCAUGUGUUUGUGUAUGCAAUGUAGCGGAUACACUGCUUAUCUUGAGCCUCAAUACCAUGACAGUCACAGAUGGUAUACGUCUUUGUGGGCACUACAGUUCAGGGAACCCUUUUCAUUUUUUUUUUCUAUAUAUAUAUAAAUAUAUAAUCAAAAAAAUUGUGAUGGGUUAUAAUGGAUGCAUACUGCAGCAUCAAGGAACCAAGGUCCUUCCUAGUUUGCUACAUGACAACAUGAUCUCCAAUGAAAAAAUGUGGUGCACUUAACUUUUUUUAUACUAAACCUUAAGUAUAAAACAAAAUUUAGAAUAAAAGCUAUUUUGAAUUUUGAA